Menidia menidia (Atlantic silverside) is the source of this 4167-nucleotide messenger RNA. NCBI's taxonomy places the organism in Eukaryota, Metazoa, Chordata, Actinopteri, Atheriniformes, Atherinopsidae. The record is from the annotation of a GenBank genome assembly.
AGCACCUAAAGGCAACACCCGUCUACUCUGUUGAGGGCUGGACGUGCACGCGAUAAAGCUCCAGCGCAUGCCAUCAGUGUUAUUGCUGAGGAGUUGCGCACAAGUUAAGGGCUGUAAGGACAGACAGACUCCCUGCUUGGACACACGAGCUUAAACCCAAUAUCCUUUCAGCUGAUCGUCCACGCCAGAAGGAUUCCACUUUCUCCAACACUCAACAACGCCGACAUGCCGUCUCUGCGUCACUCCUACACGGUGACAUUACCGGAGGAUUUCCCCAUCGACAAGCCGGAGCUGCGGCGUAAGAGCCCGCCACUGUCCCGGUCCAUGCUGAUGUCAACGUUCAUGGGUCUGAUAAUUAACCCAGUCAAGAACAAGAAUCUUCAGGGAUUAGUGGGUUUAAAAAACCUGGGAAACACAUGUUUUAUGAACUCUAUCCUGCAGUGUUUGAGCAACACAGCAGAGCUGAAAGACUACUGCCUGAGGAACAUCCACCGCACAGACCUCCACAACAGCAAGACAAAGUCCGCUCUCAUGGAAGAGUUCGCCAGACUGACUCAGAGUCUGUGGACAUCCGUGAACAACGAUGCCAUUAGUCCCUCUGAUUUCAGAAGCCAGAUCCAGAGAUUUGCUCCAAAAUUUGUCGGCUGCAAUCAGCAGGAUGCUCAGGAGUUUCUGCGCUUCUUACUGGAUGGCCUCCAUAACGAAGUGAACAGAGUGACGAUACGCCCAAAGGAGUCUGUGGAGGACUUUGACCACCUCACGGAUGCUGAAAAAGGCAGGCAGAUGUGGAAUCUGUACUUGCAGAGGGAGGAUAGCAAAGUUGUUGACCUCUUUGCGGGGCAACUGAAAAGCUGUUUGACGUGCACCACCUGUGGCUUCCACUCUGCUAUGUUUGAUCCAUUUUGGGACCUCUCCAUACCCAUUGCACAGAGAAGCUCACAGGAAGUAACCCUUAAAGACUGCCUGAGACUCUUUACAAAAGAAGAUGUUCUGGAUGGAGAGGAGAGACCGAAAUGUGACAGAUGCAAAGUCAGACGAAAAUUCACCAAGAGGUUCACCAUCCAGAAGUUUCCUCAGAUCCUUGUACUCCAUCUGAAACGCUUCACAGACUCUAAUAUCCGAUCUAGCAAACUCUCCACUUUUGUCAACUUUCCUCUCAAAGAUCUGGACUUACGGGAGUUUGCUGCGGAGGGCAGUGAUUGCCCAGUGUAUAACCUGUACGCUGUAUCCAACCACACUGGAAACACCCUGGGAGGCCAUUACACAGCUUACUGCAAGAACCUGGUUCUGGGGGAGUGGUACAGCUACAAUGACUCAAGGGUGAGCCCCAUCACUUCAAGCCAAGUUCGCAGCUGCAAUGCCUACGUCCUGUUCUAUGAGCUGGCCAACCCCUCACACCCGAAGUAUCAGAUGUGUCGGUUGUAGACACGGUGGACUGCAAAAGAAAAGGUGUUUUUAACAGAGUCUGAAUUUGAAAUUUGGACACUGCCUAUAGGGAGACAGGCCCACCAAGUGGAGAGUCCUGCCAUUAGAAAGCGUGAAUAUGGAAAAAGAGCACCCUCUGUCUUUCAUCCUGGUGAUUUGAAAAAUUCAGCCUCUAGCACAACAGUAAGAGAACUUUUCACUCUGAAACAGUGAAUUCAAAACAAAAAAAGAGAUGUAUACCUUCUCUUAUCAGAUGUUUGUAUUUAUUUCUCAUUAUGUCACAUUAGUGUGCAAAUAACUGCCUUAAAAAUGGAAAUUGUAUAAUUUAUUGUAUUUAAAAUGAUGUCAGCUCUUCAGGAUUGCAUUCAGUGUGUAAUUUAACAAAGCCAUGCUUCCUUACAUUUUAUGACAAAGAACAUUUUAUUUUCGUAUCGUAUUUAUGAACAGUAGCAGAGAGUAAUGUGGAAAAUUGAUACCAAAGCAGCUGUGUGAAUGUACAAAUACUUCUUGGAGAUAAGAUGUGUCUGACUUUGCAUCUAUUUCACUUAAGUCAGUAAAUCAAUUAAAUUAAUCUUUUAUACUCACAAUAUGUUUGUAUUUAAGCACUAUUUGUCCCGACGGAGUAAAAAGGCUUGAAACCAAAAAGUAUUUAUCACAACCAUUUGGCCUGAGCUAGUACAGUUUCAGAUGGAACACUACUGUGGAAGUUAUAAUCUUCAACAAAUGUUCUGAAAACUUAAUAUCUUCUCGUUUAAGUUAGUUGUUGGAGUUCAUAUCAAACACAUCCAGUUUAGUUAAAGCAAUAUAUAUAUGUAAAAAAUAUGUAUGUAAAAACGUAUUUUUGGUCUUUCUAAAUCAAUUGCUUCCUCAAGACUUUUUGGUGUCCCAGAAAACAAAAUGUAGUUUGUUUGUUUUUUGGAUGUUUCUACAGUUAUUUGAAUUAGUCAUAUGUUUACAAGUUUCUUUAUAGUUUUAGGUGUUGUUUAAGCAGGUGGUUUGACAGAAGUGAUCAAAUGGAAGUAGCUCUUACAGUACAACAGUCCCAAAAGGUUUGUUAAACCCUUCUUCAAACUAUUUGGAGUCCAUAGUGCUACAGAGUCAAAGAUUAUUUACAAGUGGGAACUUCCAAGACUUGUCAGAAUUCAAAGGAGUAGAUUUCCCAGCAAGUUCAUCAGAUAAUCCUCCAUGACAAAUUCAAAAGCUACAUCUCAGACUCUACAAGCCUUAGUGUAUUAAAUGUUUGCGUAUUGUCUGCAGCUUAAACGGAUGUAUAAAUUGUUCAAAGCAAAAACAUUUAAGAAAAACACAUUCCUAAGUUAGAGCAUCAAUGAGAAGCUGAAGGGAUAUGGAUAAACUAUAUUCUGGUGAUAUGCGUAUGGAUUUUGGCUUUGUUUUGCAACCGCAGGACCUGGACAUCUUGCUCUCUGGUCUGACAGCUAAAGCUUGCUCAGAUGGCAAAACAGUAUUUUUUUUAAGACUCAGCCUCAAAUCUACAACAGAAUGUAUGAAAAAGAAAAUAUUUAAGGUCCUGCAAUGGCACAGUUAAAGUCCAGACCCCAACCUCAAUGAAAAGCUGUGUCUGGGCCUUAAGAGAGCUGUGCGGAAACUAAUGCUACAAGCACUGAUGAACUGAAUAAAAGUUGUAAAGAAGAGUAUGCUUUACCCAAUGCAUUGUUAAAAUAUCUAACUUCACUUUUUUGGGAUAAAUAAAGUCUAAUUGAACAAAAUUCAAUACACUUAUACACAGGAUUUGAAAAAAUGUGUUGUACAUAUCCAGGCUGUUCCCUCAUUGUACAUUGAAUUUGUUUGAUUUUUUUCUUAGUUUUUCCUUUCUGCAUCUACUGUACAUGGUGGAAGAUAUGUAAUGAGACAGUGUUAUAAAUUAUGCCGUUGGAUAAUUACUAAACUAAUUUAGUUUUUUUAUUCUUCGUGCCCACUCAAACUGUUAUCUGAAGAAAAAAACACAAUUAUAUUUAACUAAAUAAAAAUAAAAUAAAGUCAUUUAUUAAGUAUGGAACAUCUUUAAAUGUCAUAUUCCAUCCAUCCAUCCAUCCAUCCAUUUUAUGUACCGCUUAUGCCCAAUGGGGACUGGAGCUUAUCGCAGCUGGCAACAGGCGAGAGGCAGAAUACACCCUGGACAGUAUGUCUUAUUAAUUUAUCAAUAUUAUUUGAUAUGUAGUGUGAAUUCCUCUACCAUUACUAAUUAUAAUGGGGAAGAUCAGUGAGGGUUAGCAACGUCGCCUCACAGCAAGAGGGUUCUGGGUUCAAGUCCCAGGGGGAACCAGGACCUUUUUGUGUGAAGUUUGCAUAUUCUCCCUGUGCAUGUGUCUGUGUCUGCAUGGGUUCCCUCCGGGUACCCCUGCUUCUUCCCACCAUCCAAAAACCUGCUUGUUAUGUUGAUGAGACAUUCCAAAUUAGGAGUGGAUGUGAUUUUGUGUGAUUGUUUGUACUUGUGUGUCUCUAUGUAGCCCUGCCAUAGACUUGCAGUGUACCCCGCCUCUCGCCCAGUGUAUGCUGGGAUAGGCUCCAGCCCUCCUGCAACCCCGUUGGGCAUAAGAAAAUGGAUGGACAGAUUGAAGAGUGCUCUACUAGUAAUGAACCUUUUGGAUGGAUUCUACAUUUUGGGUUAAUGAAGUUGCACCAUGUUGUGAUAAAAAUAAUGCCACCGAAAUUAUUGUGUAGACAUGUUGGGGAGUUGUGCUUGUUGCCUUUAAGCGGAAAGAACAUAAAAUAAACAGAGUU